Messenger RNA from Alosa sapidissima (American shad), 4647 nucleotides. RefSeq names its product metabotropic glutamate receptor 4-like. Gene Ontology annotation, molecular function: adenylate cyclase inhibiting G protein-coupled glutamate receptor activity. The transcript has 11 exons. Gene Ontology annotation, biological process: G protein-coupled glutamate receptor signaling pathway; regulation of synaptic transmission, glutamatergic. Gene Ontology annotation, cellular component: membrane. NCBI's taxonomy places the organism in Eukaryota, Metazoa, Chordata, Actinopteri, Clupeiformes, Clupeidae. The record is from RefSeq and is a predicted model, not a curated record. Bases 1050 to 3845 code for a protein of 931 amino acids.
UGAACUCUAAUAGGGGGGCUGAGGGCGGUUGCAAAAAGUGAACGACGCAUCUCUCAGGUUCACCCACACAAGGACCUUGGGUUAUGAAGAGGAGUAGACGAGUUUUCUGGCAACUGGAUUUCGCAUCAGUGAUUGGAAAUACAACUCUAUUAAGAAACAUGGAAGUACAGUCAUCUUUCUUCCGUCUCCAGAACGACCGGACUGACCCUUAAUAUUUGAAUUCCACACAGUAUUGUGCGUCAGGGGCUCAAACCCAACUAAGAGCCGAGACACAACAGUGUUCAGAAAAGCAAGCAACACCACCAACCUGUGUACAGACGGACAGACAAGUUCAGAUUUGCACUUUAACGUGCAGACCUUAUCGUCCGUGUGGAACUGUUACUUUUUCCUUCCCUGAAAAGUCGCGUGGGGUUCAUCCAAAGGAUUCGUUUUUUGUAUGGAGGCCUAGAGAGGACAUACUAGCAGAACUCAGUUGGACUGAAAACAACAAAAACAACAUCAUCAACAACAUCAUCAACAACAACAACAACAGCAACUACAAAAACACAGAGACAAAGCAUCAGCUUCCUUUCCCCUGCAGAGUAAGAAGCAAGAGAAGAUUCCUCCCCCUUAGGAGAAAGGAAAAUAAGCUUAUACUUUCCACCUUUCUUUCCGGAUGCCUUCUGAGGUGCUUCUCUAUGGACAGGCUCAUGCCUCGUGUCAGACUGCUUAGGUCUCGGAGAGCCUUCCCUCCAACCCAGCCAGGAGAGAGCGAGAGAGUAAGUGAAACUCUCCAGUCAAAAAAAUAAAAAAUAAAACAUUUUCAAAGGAGAUACAUCCCUUAAGUAAUUAAGUAUUUUCUGUCGUGCUGCCAAAGCUGCCGAGAGAUAUGAGAGCAGAUAUUUGACGAUUUUUUAAAAUAAUUUUUUAAAUUCUACUUCAGAAGGGAAAUAUUGUAGUUAACCUUCAACACUUAUCAGGGGGUUGUGUGUCACCCCAUUUUUUACCUCUGCUUUUUAUUUGGACUUCAAGCCAAACAGGCACCUUUUUUCCAGAGUCUAGCCUUCACCAUGUCUGUGCCCGGGGGCCAUUUGAUAGACUCCAUUACCCGGCAGUGGCGAGGCCGCAGUGGCCGCAGCUCUUGUCAGCUACUGAUUGCACUGGCCGGCAUCCUCCUUCUCCUCUUCCCCGUGGUGGCGGUCAGCAAGGCGGCCAAGCCUCGGGCGCCGGGACACCCGCACCUCAACUCUAUCCGAAUCGACGGCGACAUCUCCCUGGGUGGCCUGUUCCCCGUACAUGCCCGCGGCCAUGACGGCAAGGCCUGCGGUGAGCUGAAGAAGGAGAAAGGCAUCCACCGGCUGGAGGCCAUGCUCUUCGCGCUCGACCGCAUCAACAACGACAAUGAGCUGCUGCCCAACAUCACGCUGGGCGCGCGCAUCCUGGACACGUGCUCGCGCGACACCCAUGCACUGGAGCAGUCGCUCACCUUCGUGCAGGCGCUCAUCGAGAAGGACGGCACCGACGUCAAGUGCCUGAGUGGCGGCCCGCCAAUCAUCACCAAGCCCGAGCGCGUGGUGGGCGUCAUCGGGGCCUCGUCCAGCUCUGUGUCCAUCAUGGUGGCCAACAUUCUGCGUCUCUUCAAGAUUCCCCAAGUGAGCUACGCCUCCACAGCUCCGGAGCUGAGCGACAACACUCGCUACGACUACUUCUCUCGCGUGGUGCCCCCGGACACCUAUCAGGCACAGGCCAUGGUGGACAUCGUCAAGUUCAUGCGCUGGAACUAUGUGUCCACCGUGGCCUCGGAGGGCAGCUAUGGUGAAAGCGGGGUGGACGCCUUCAUACAGAAGUCAAGAGAGGACGGAGGAGUGUGCAUCGCCCAGUCUGUGAAGAUUCCUCGGGAGCCCAAACCGGGAGAGUUUGAUAAAAUCAUAAACAGACUCAGGGACAACCCAAAUGCUCGGGUGGUCGUUUUAUUUGCAAGUGAGGAUGAUAUUAGACGACUCCUGCAAACGGCCAAGAAUGCUAGUGGACCCGGUCACUUUAUUUGGAUAGGGUCUGACAGCUGGGGGUCAAAGAUAUCCCCGGUGUUACAUCAGGAAGAGAUGGCGGAGGGAGCCAUCACCAUUCUGCCCAAGCGUCAGCCCAUCAAAGGAUUUGAUCGCUACUUUAUCAGCCGGACGCUGGACAACAACAGAAGAAAUAUUUGGUUCGCCGAGUUCUGGGAGGAUAAUUUCCAGUGCAAACUCAGCCGGCAUGCCCUGAAGAAAGGAUCAGGCAUCAAGAAAUGCACAAAUCAUGAACGGAUUGGGAAAGACUCUAAUUACGAACAAGAGGGCAAAGUGCAGUUUGUUAUAGACGCUGUCUAUGCUAUGGCCCACGCCUUGCACAACAUGCACAAGGAGCUUUGCCCAGGGAGGGUUGGCCUCUGCCCAGCGAUGGAAUCCAUUAACGGCUCCAUGCUUCUUAAAUACAUCCGCAAAGUCAACUUCACAGGUAUUGCUGGCAUUCCUGUUGUCUUCAAUGUGAAUGGAGAUGCCCCUGGACGUUAUGAGAUCUUCCAGUAUCAGAUAAGGAAUCACACUAAAGAAUACAAAGUCAUCGGGCAUUGGAUAGACCAGCUUCAUUUAAAUGUCACAGACAUCCGAUGGCCUGGAGGUUCCCGUGAGGUCCCCACCUCUAUCUGCAGCCAGCCGUGCCGCCCGGGGGAGCGCAAGAAGUCGGUGAAGGGCAUGCCGUGCUGCUGGCACUGCGAGCGCUGCGAUGGCUAUCAGUACCUGGCCGACACACACACCUGCAAGAUGUGCCGCUUCGACCUGCGGCCCAAUGAGAACCACACGGCGUGCCAGCCCAUCCCCAUCAUCAAGCUGGAGUGGAGCUCGCCGUGGGCACUCAUCCCAGUCUUCAUCGCCAUCCUGGGCAUCUCGGCCACUUUCUUCGUGGUGGUCACCUUUGUGCGCUACAACGACACGCCCAUUGUCAAGGCGUCGGGUCGCGAGCUCAGCUACGUGCUGCUGACGGGCAUCUUCAUGUGCUACGCCACGACCUUCCUGAUGAUCUCCACGCCGGAUGUGGGCGUCUGCUCGCUCCGACGCAUCUUCCUCGGGCUGGGCAUGAGUAUCAGCUACUCGGCGCUGCUGACCAAGACCAACCGCAUCUACCGCAUCUUCGAGCAGGGCAAGAAGUCGGUGAGCGCGCCGCGCUUCAUCAGCCCGGCGUCGCAGCUCGUCAUCGCCUUCAGCCUGAUCGCCGUGCAGCUGCUGGGCGUGUGCAUCUGGUUCGGAAUGGACCCGUCGCCACUGGCCAUCAUCGACUACGAGGACCAGCGCACGGCCAACCCAGAGCUGGCGCGGGGCGUGCUCAAGUGCGACAUCUCGGACCUCUCGCUCAUCUGCCUGCUCGGCUACAGCAUGCUGCUCAUGGUCACGUGCACGGUGUACGCCAUCAAGACGCGAGGGGUGCCCGAGACUUUCAAUGAGGCCAAGCCCAUUGGCUUCACAAUGUACACCACGUGCAUCAUCUGGCUGGCAUUCAUACCCAUCUUCUUUGGGACCUCACAGUCAGCAGAAAAGCUGUACAUUCAGACGACCACGCUGACCAUCUCGGUGAGCCUCAGCGCCUCCGUGUCCCUGGGGCUGCUCUACAUGCCCAAAGUGUACGUGGUGCUCGUCCACCCGGAGCAGAACGUACCCAAGCGCAAGCGCAGCCUGAAGGCCGUUGUCACCGCCGCCGCCAUGUCCAACAAGUUCACUCCCAAGGGGGGCCUCAGACCCAACGGGGAGGCCAAGUCGGAACUCUGCGAGAGCUUGGAAACACAAGCUUUGUCUUCAAAGCAAACGUACAUCAGCUACAGUAACCAUGGCAUCUAAAAGCGACUGAGCCCCCCGCCACUCCUCCUUGUGGCCCGUUGGUCAGCUGAAGACUGGAAAUGACAACACGAGGCAGCAAAGGGUGAUGGGCAACAGGAAAUAAAAAAUGAUACAAGGAAGAAUCAAAUAAUAUUUUGGGAUCCUUUCUUUUUCCAUUUCAACUCAUACAGGCAGUGUGAGAGGGGGAACCUGCCACAGAAAUGACAGUGAAAUCUCCCCUCCCUCAGCCCAUCCUUCGGGUUUCCAAGGUAACAGUGAAGACAGUGUUUUCCUUCUGGAGUUUGUAUUGUGUCUUCAUGAUGGUUUUGUUCAAGCUUGACUUAUGUGAAGUUAUUUUUUAUAUAAAUAUUUUCAAUGUUCAUGGACUAUUAUUUAAGUUUUUGUGUCUGCAGUGGAGCAUCUCUAUAUUUAGAAUUUUAUUUUAUUUAGUUUAUUUAAAGGAAGUGCUGUCAAAGAUUAAAAGCCUAUUUGACACUCAACAAAUAUGUUUCAUGGCACCACUGCACCCCACACUCAAGAAAAUAUCCAUGAUAUUCAAAAUAUCCAUCCUUUUGAAGUUCACACACUGUAUAGGUGGCUGAUUGUAAAUGGUCCUGUCCAUUAUUUCUGGAGAGCGAAUUUGGUAUCAAUGCUGUAUUAAUAGCUAUUUGACAUCACAAAGGACAAUGAUGCUGACUAUUUGUUGAUUCACAAGCAAACAAAAGGCAAAUAUAAUAUGCAAUGUCCAAACACUCUUUCAUACACUCACACACAAACACAGAUGCACACACACACAUAGACACACCCACCCACAUACACACGC